Molecule: messenger RNA, 152 nt
Organism: Loa loa (African eye worm)
Lineage: Eukaryota; Metazoa; Nematoda; Chromadorea; Rhabditida; Onchocercidae
Exons: 1
Source: RefSeq, a predicted model, not a curated record
AUGGAAUUCGCAACAAUUACAAAACCAAAAUGUACCUUAACCGAGUUGAUAUUUAUUCACAAGAAAUUAUUCAAACUUUCUGCUCAAGAGAAUUCAAUAUUCAAUUUAUCGGCAAAUUUUUACACGAAUUAUGGUCCACGUUCUGUCCGGUG